This is a messenger RNA of Penicillium brevicompactum, 927 nucleotides long. RefSeq names its product mitochondrial 54S ribosomal protein uL15m. The record is from RefSeq and is a predicted model, not a curated record. Lineage: Eukaryota; Fungi; Ascomycota; Eurotiomycetes; Eurotiales; Aspergillaceae. Gene Ontology annotation, molecular function: structural constituent of ribosome. The transcript is spliced from 2 exons. Gene Ontology annotation, cellular component: mitochondrial large ribosomal subunit. The coding region runs from base 1 to 927 and encodes 308 amino acids. Gene Ontology annotation, biological process: translation.
AUGUCUCCCUGGCUGAUGGGGCUGCCUUCGCAGCUCACUAAAAUCGCUACUCGACCCUUCCAGCAGGCAUCACCACUCGCCUUCCUUCUCCCGCAAUUCCAGCAAACCCGCAAUGCUCACAUCCUAGCCUCCCUCUCCGACAACCCGACAGCCUACAACAAGCGUAUUCGUCGAGGUCGUGGUCCCGCCUCCGGCAAGGGUAAGACCUCCGGUCGCGGUCACAAGGGUCAAGGACAGCACGGAAAGGUCCCCGCCCGCUUCAAUGGUGGACAGACGCCCGAGAUCAUCGUCCACGGCGAGCGUGGCGGUGUUAACAUCUUCUCCGUUGAAAUGGCCACCGUCAACCUCGAACGCAUUCAAAACUGGAUCGACCAAGGCCGUCUCUCCCCCGGAGGCCCAAUCACCAUGAAAGAGCUCUACAAAAGCGGCUGCAUCAGCCGACCCAUCGACGGCGUCAAGAUCCUCGGCGACGGCGCCUCCGCCCUGAAGCAGCCUAUCCACGUCGUUGUUUCCCGCGCCUCUGCCUCCGCAAUCGCUGCCAUCGAAGCCGCCGGCGGUUCCGUUUCAACCCGCUACUACACCCCUUCUUCCAUCCGUCGCAUCCUAGAUGGCAAAACACACACUUUCCUUUCUGAUCGGUGGGCACGCGAGAGCGGCUCCGAGGAACUGUACCGUAUGGCGCAGGUCGGGCCGAACAAGAAGGAUUGGGCUUCGGUCCUGAGCCGCAACCAUAAAGCGUUCCGUCUGCCGGACCCUACGAAGCGUCGCGAUAUCGAAUAUUACCGUGACCCUGCGCACCGGGGUUACCUCUCGCAUCUGCUUAAGCCCCUCGAGGGUCCCAGUUUGUUCUUCCGUUCCUCUGAGGAGCGUAAGUCCGCUGCUGGUACCAAGAAGGAGAAGGUUCUUGAUGAGAACAGACUUUGGUAG